Molecule: messenger RNA, 2857 nt
Organism: Lonchura striata (white-rumped munia)
Lineage: Eukaryota; Metazoa; Chordata; Aves; Passeriformes; Estrildidae
Gene: PRKAB2
Product: protein kinase AMP-activated non-catalytic subunit beta 2
Biological process (GO): signal transduction
Cellular component (GO): nucleus; cytoplasm; nucleotide-activated protein kinase complex
Molecular function (GO): protein kinase binding
Source: RefSeq, a predicted model, not a curated record
GUGCUUGGAGAGCGUGACCUGUAAGGGACAGGGGGACUGGGGUUUUUUAGAGAAGAGAAAGGGAAGCUUCACACCUGUUAGCACCUGCACAUAUCUCCCAGGUCUGUCCUGCUACAAGGGAAGUUCAGCCUUUCCCACCUUCCUCCCUGUAGAUGAGAAGUAAGGGAGCCUUAGUGAAGAUACUGGAGAGGAAACUCCUCAACAGCAGAUCUGGUGGCACAGGGGCAGUUUUUGUGAGGAGCUGUCUGAGCCUCUGCAGAGCAGAGGGGGAAGGUGUCAGAGCAAGAGGUGUAGCUCAUUUGACCUGGAUCUUCAGGUAUACUUGAUCUGCCCUGAGAGGGGUGGGGGUAUGGCUUAGCUGCCCACUUGAGCUGCCUUUUAGCCCUCAGGAUUUAAGAAAUACCAUAGUAAUUGCUCCAUAAUGUUCUAAAGCCUGGAUUUGGCUGGCAGCCUCGCUUGGCACUCUUCAUAUAACUUGAUCUUUUAAACAAACCUCCAAAUGUCACAAGCAAGCACAUGAAGCAAGGCUGGCUGUCUCCUUGCUUGCUCUGCAGAGCCCAAGGUAAGCUGUAAGCUGCAAAAUAAGCCUGGAAGUGGGCAAAAACUCCAGUCCAUCUUGGCUCCUGGAAAGAGGGUAAGGCCUGAAGAGUCCUGUGUAGCUUGUAGUGGCUUUGUUGUUUAUCCUAAAAGGUGUGUAGUUGUUCAUGGCUUGGUCAAUUCUCCUGUUUUGCUUUCUCUGAGCUGGGUGAGACUGGGGAUGGAGACCCAGCUUCAGCUGCAGAGGGACACUGAGGUGGCCAGAGCUGCCCUUCCCUCACCGUGUCACUCCAGACAGCUGGGCAGGUGCUGGCUAAGUCCCAACAAAUGGUCCUCCUUGGUGUGCUGUGCUGCAGCUGACACAGUGACUUGCCUGGUGAAUCAUAAGUGAAUGCUGCUGAGAGCUGAGCUUUUCGCAGACACCACAGCAUUAGCCCUGCUCCUUGGACAAGCUCCAGCUUGGGCAAUUCCAUUCGGACGCUUUAAAUGCUCCCUGCCGCCUUUGCAGGCACAAGGCUCUGCUCUUCUGCCUGCGAGCUCUUGGAGACGCGUUGGGGACUGUAAAACAGCUGCUACUUUCACUCUGUGGCUGUUUUCUUGCUGGGCUGUCUCUAGAGCCUGACUGCAGGACUCUGAAAGAGGCUCUGUUAACGCCAGGCGGGGCUGCUGAGCUGUCAUGGGGAACACCACCAGCGAGCGGGUGUCCGGGGAGCGCCAUGGCUCCAAGUCCCACCGCUCGGACGGCUCCGGUGCCUCCCACCCCGCCAAGGAGCACCCGCACAAGAUCAUGGUGGGCAGCACUGACGACCCCAGCGUUUUCAGCUCCCAUGACUCCAAGAUUCCUGGGGACAAGGAGUUUGUGUCGUGGCAGCCAGAUCUGGAGGAGUCAGUGAAACCAUCCCAACAGGCUCGUCCGACUGUCAUACGCUGGGCUGAUGGAGGCAAGGAGGUCUUCAUCUCUGGAUCCUUCAACAACUGGAGCACCAAGAUCCCACUCAUAAAGAGCCACAAUGACUUUGUUGCUAUCCUGGACCUUCCAGAAGGAGAGCACCAAUACAAAUUUUUUGUGGAUGGCCAGUGGGUCCAUGAUCCAUCUGAGCCUGUGGUUACCAGCCAGAUGGGGACAAUAAACAACCUCAUCCACGUCAAGAAGUCUGACUUUGAGGUGUUUGAUGCGUUGAAGGUGGAUUCCCUGGAAAGCUCAGAAACCUCAGGUCGGGAUUUAUCCAGCUCCCCACCAGGGCCUUAUGGCCAGGAGAUGUACGUAUACCGGCCCGAGGAGCGCUUCAAAUCCCCACCCAUCCUCCCACCUCACCUCCUCCAGGUCAUCCUCAACAAGGACACCAAUAUCUCGUGUGACCCAGCACUGCUGCCCGAGCCCAACCACGUCAUGCUCAAUCACCUCUAUGCGCUCUCCAUCAAGGAUGGCGUGAUGGUGCUCAGUGCCACGCACCGCUACAAGAAGAAGUACGUCACCACGCUGCUGUACAAGCCCAUCUGAGCUGGGGCCUCACGCGCUCCCCACGCAGGACACGAAAUGCCGCUUGUCUGCACACACUGGGCCACGGGACUGUGUGACAGCUAGCCACUGGCUCCGGCCUCCAGCCUGGCAGGGACACGGGCCCCAGCAACAAGCUCAGGGCCACUGGGGCCUGUGACGCUGUCCCAUCCUACCGGCGUGGUUCAGCUCUUGGUUUCCACCCACCUGCAGCUUCCCUUGGCUUCUGUGAGUCUCUGGGACCACUUUGCUGCUCACCAGAACAGCCCUUUCUCAUGCCCAACAUGAAAAGGGUUUCACCCUGCCUGUCUUCUCCAGCCUUUGAGGGCCUCAAGGUGGUCCUGGCACUGCACCCAGUCCAGGCUCCAGGAACACAUCCUGUUCUGAAGGUUGUGCUGCUGUCCUGGUGCUGAAUCUCCAAGGCCAUGUUGUCUGCUAGGGGCUCUGUGACACUCCAGCCUGACACCUCCCCCCUGUUCCACAGCCCUGGCUGUGGGGCUGCCCCCCAGCUUUUUUGAACCUCUGCGAGGUUCAGCGUCGAGCCAGCAUGAUGGACAGUACAGCUGGACACAGCCACUCUUACCUGCUGCUGUGAGAGCACCAUCAAGGACUGCAGCACCCUGUUCCCAAUAUCAGCUGCUUCUGUGGGAUAGGGCUCACUUUGUCACAGCCACAGGCCACCAGCACAUGCCCAUGCUGGAGGAGCCUGGGAAGAGCAGAGCCGGGCAGGCACUCCAGGACCCCGGCUGCACCGCCUGCUGCCGCAGCAGUGCAAUGGGACAGGGGGUUCUCUAUUUAUUACAGUAUUUAUUGUUCUCGGUG